AUGGCAGAAGGUGUUACCCGGUACAUAACCGACCCGCCAGCUGGGGCUGUUGUUGUGCAAGACAGACAGAGCCUCAACGACAUAGUCCGCGCCAAUCCCGAAACAAUUCUAAGCCCCGAGAACGGAGGUUACUACCUGAAUACCAUGGAUGGUGAAACAUUGGCAAUAGCUGGCGAUGAUUUGUGCGUGGAAUUGGAUGCUGCUAUCGCAAGCGCCGACGCUAUGGACACCGAUACUGAGGAUGAAGGAAAGGCCAAGCCUUAG
Molecule: messenger RNA, 264 nt
Organism: Penicillium pulvis
Lineage: Eukaryota; Fungi; Ascomycota; Eurotiomycetes; Eurotiales; Aspergillaceae
Exons: 1
Coding region: 1-264 (87 amino acids)
Source: RefSeq, a predicted model, not a curated record